AUGGGGCGAAAUUUUCCCCCGCGGUGGAUAUUCCCUUGCUGGAUGGUGUGCAUCCUGGUUGCUGUAUAUGCCCAGAGCACAGUCUCAAAGGCUGUUCAAUGUGGCGGACAGCAGUACAUGAAAGGCUCAAGAUGCUGUGAUAAGUGCAAACCAGGUUCCCGAGUGUUUGCAGACUGCACUGAAUCCCAUCAGACUAAAUGCGUUAAAUGCGCUCGUGGGGAGUACCAGCCAUUCUGGACGCAAGAAAUGCGCUGCCUGCAACAGAGAAUUUGUGAUGAAGGAAAAGGUUUCAUGUCCCGGAUUGAAAACCUGGAGGCAGAAGAACCAUGUCGCUGCCCUACUGACUCCCAGUGUUCUCCUAUUAAUUGUGAGUUCUGUGAAAAGAUUCCUCCCUGUCGACCCGGAUAUGGACUCGAGGUGGAACCAGAGUCCAUAUAUGGAAGGAAGGUUUGCGUUCCAUGUAAGAAAGGAUUCUUCUCUGCAGACAAUGACACCAAACAGUGCAAACAGUGGACGAAUUGCAAGGCAGAGGGCAGGAGUGAGACCCGACCAGGCAGUGCUCAGGCAGAUGCUGUGUGUGGGCCACCUGUCUCUGGUGCUGCCCCCUCCUGGGUGAUAGUGUCAUUGCUGCUAGCCAUCACAGUCCUCUGUCUCCUCAUUCUGCUCCUAUUCUGUUACAAAGACAAACUCAAGUUACUUUCUGUUAAUUUGCGAUCGUGUGUACAGAAUCUAAAAAGGACAAGAAUACAGCAGGAGACUUUGGCCCCUCUUUAUCAAAGCGGAGCAGCAGGAGGUCUCAAAUAUGUCCCUUGUGAGACAACAAAGCUCUUCAGUCAACCUCCCCGCUUGAGCGAUGGUGACGAUCCCCCAUGCACCUUAACCCCCUGCACUCCCGCUGCUGAAGUUUCCCUCCCCCAGACCCAAGGAACAACCACAAACGAAGGCCUACAGAAAGAGGCGGCGACAAAGGAACAGAGCGAAGGUUCAAGUGGUCCCGAGGAGGUGUCCGAAGAGGAGGAACUCACCAGCGUCCCCUCACCAUUGCCAGCUUCCUGCAUUUGCAGCGUUCAGGUUCGGGAGCCCCUGGAAGUCGGGGAGAACGAGGACUGUAGCCAGGCUGUCAGCCCUGGGACUCUCUUGACUUGCUCUUGCGGCGGUCUGCGUGCUGAAGAAAAGCCAGAGGAGAAGAAAAUUGCACGAAACAAAGCUGGACAUAUGACCAAGAGUGAAACAAGCAUAGCGUCUCUGGUCUCCUUUUCACCUCCUCUACUUCGCUCUUCCUCUGUCAGUCCUCCUUCCAGCUCAGUUCCUGAGCUUUGCAUGCCUUUGAGCAAGGCUAGGUCAAGGCCGGAGUUCAAAGGUCACCUGAAAGACAUGUCGCCAGUUAAGCAGAAGGGAUAUUGUAGACUGGAAAGCACGGACUCGUCCUCCACAGACAACUGCGGGCCCUCAGCCAUGACUUCAGUUGGCCCUUUGAAGACGUCCUCAUCGAUUGGAGAUCUCUACUCAGAAAAAACUCCAGAGAUCUUCAGUCAGGAACAAAGCCAUGCAUCUCCCUGGGAAGACAGCAAGGGAAAAACGCUCCUCUCUGCCAACACAGAGCUUGAGUGCCCACCUGGAUGCUUACAGAGUCAGCUUGCAGAACCAACUCUUACCUCAGGUCACGUUUCGGGGAACCACAACACCACCUUCAUCUCCAGUGGUCAGGUGGUGAACUUCAGCGGCGAUGUCAUCGUCGUAUACGUCGGUCCGACGUCUCUCGGAAGCGACGGUGCACCGUCGGACGACGACUUUUCCAGUCCUGUACAAGAGCAAGCUAAUGUGACCGCUCCGUUUUUUCAGAGUAGCGAGAGGUCUGAGGGGAACUGUGUUACCCAAAAAGCAUUAAGGGGCAAAACCCAAGAAAUGACUGCAUAG
Molecule: messenger RNA, 1917 nt
Organism: Nerophis lumbriciformis (worm pipefish)
Lineage: Eukaryota; Metazoa; Chordata; Actinopteri; Syngnathiformes; Syngnathidae
Source: RefSeq, a predicted model, not a curated record